AUGCAUGACAGUGGAGAGACGGGUAUACUGAUGAGUGGUAUAUCAAGGUUGGAUUGUGACGAGGAUUCCCUAGGUUAUAAAUACUGUGAGCGGGAAGUGGUAGUUCUCAGUCGACAACAGCAGAUAGCGGGGCUCGGAGGAGGAGGAUGGCAACUGUCAGGAACUUGUGCUGUUGUAGUGACAAAGAAUGGGAUGUGCAGAUCACUUGUAGCUAACCUUGCCGCAGCCAAUCAUUUUGCCCAGUCCCACUUGGAAAUUCCCGAGAACUGGGCCUUAAUGGAAAAGGCCAGAUUUUAUUACAUCUCUGGCUUCUUCCUAACAGUAUCUCCAGCUUCCAUCAUGAUGGUUGGAAAACAUGCGUGUGAGAAUAAUAAAAUGUUUUGUAUGAACCUUUCUGCUCCAUUCCUUUGCGACUUGUAUAAAGGCCCCAUGAUGGAUGCUUUCAAGUACGUCGAUAUUAUUUUCGGCAACGAAACAGAGGCAGCCAAAUUUUCUGAGGUCCAAAAGCUGGGUGUAACAGACGUGAAGGAGAUAGCUCUCAAAGUUGCAGCUCUAGAAAAGGAGAACACCAAACGAGAACGUGUUGUUGUGUUUACUCAGGGUGCUGACAAUGUUAUUCUCGCUAAAGAUGGGAAAAUCUCAGAGUUUCCGGCAAUCAAAUUACCUGAAGAAAAACUAAUAGAUACUAAUGGUGCUGGUGAUGCAUUUACUGGAGGUUUCAUGGCACAGUUGAUUCAAGGCAAGACAAUAGAGGCUUGCAUCAAAUGCGGAAUUUGGGCAGCAACAGAGAUCAUUCAGAGAUCUGGCUGCAGCUUCUCUCAGGAUGUCCGUUACACGAAUGAGUGAACUUGACCACACGGCUUUGUUGGCUUAUAACCAUAACUUUUUUAUAUUUUCUAUCCUAAUUUUGUAAAAGAUGUACAGGAAAUCGUUUAUAUACAUAGGUGUUGCAAAAACUACGCCAAUGACCAUUUAAAUGUUAAUCCAGAAUAAAUUACUAUACUGUUAUUAAGUGAAAUUGCCUUUAAAAUGAUCCCAUUUGUUACAUAAUAAAAGACUAAAUCUUU
Messenger RNA from Cherax quadricarinatus, 1067 nucleotides. Lineage: Eukaryota; Metazoa; Arthropoda; Malacostraca; Decapoda; Parastacidae. The record is from RefSeq and is a predicted model, not a curated record.